UUGAAGAAUAAAGAUGAAUCAGAAUAUUGUAAGAUCUGGGAUAAAUUUUAUCGAGGGUUGGAAUAUAAAAGGGAAAGCCCAAAAUAGGCAUGAGCCAAGAUUCAUAGAACGCAGACUAGAAUUAUGUAUGAAAUGAUAAAUGCGAGAAUGUACAAGAUAAACACAAACCGAAACGGCUGGAAAUAGGUGACUCUCUUCCUUUUUGUAAAUACGGUAUGGAUCGAAUGUUAAAAAAACAGGGUGGCUACAGUGUAUAACUUAGAAUAUCUUAGCAUGUAUGGCAUAGAUUCUGCCAGUAUGGUUUACACUGUGCCCAAUGUUUUAAUUAAUGUUUGAUUAAAAAAAACUUUUUAAUUAAAAAAAUGUCUAGCAGUCGCUGGUGUUCUUUGUACUAAAGGCUUUUCUACUAUCUGUAAUUAAAUUAUCUUAUUAAAAGCUGCGUCCUCCUUCCCUUGCGUGUCUUCUAGGUCCAGUAUCAAUGUUGGUAAAAUCCAGGAGAUUCUGCAGCUGCAGCAGCUGUUUACUGAAAAAUUCCCAAGGCAAACUGGGGGGUAGCAGGGGGAAUUGGCAUCCUUUGUAGAUGCCUUUUCCUUUUCUAUUUAAGACAGUGUUUCUCAACCUUGGAGACUUGAAGUCCUGUGGACUUCAAGUCUUCAAGGUUGAGAAACACUGAUUUAAGAGGUUCUGUCGUAGAUGCUUUCCAAACCAUACGUCUGUUUCCUUUGUUGCUAAGAAGUGCAGAAAAAUACCACCUUCACUCUCGCCUCCUCUGACUUGCUUCCUUGAGAUGCCUGGCUUGGCCUGUGAUGGGGAUGAGACCAUCUCUGGAGAGGAGACUACUGAACCUUGGCAGAUGAAGCAGGGGACACCCAAGAAGAAAGAAGCUACAGCAGAGGAUGGCAAUGCUGACAAACUGCAGACAAGAGGAAGGGCUGAAAAGCUGAUUGGCCCUGAGCAGCCCAGGGUCUAAUUACGAUAUUGGCGUGAUCAGCGUGGAUUCCUUGCUCCGUCUGGCAGACUGUUAAAAUUGCUUCCUGAAGAGAAAGAGGAGGUGGGCCAAGGAAGCCAUGGCUGCUGCCUAAAAAGCCACUCCUACAGACAGAAGAAGUAUCCAGGCCUAAUUGCUAUGGCUGGUGGAAAGCAGGAGCUUAAGAGAAGCAUAAGCAUUAUACCUUGUUUUGUGUUUGUGGAGCUGGGGAUCAUGGCUGGCACAGUGGUCCUGGCUUACCACUUUGAGUAUUCCGACACUUUCCCAGUGCACUUUCAAGGAUUCUUCUGCUAUGACAAUACUUUGGCCAAACCCUAUCCUGGGCCAGAGGACAGUAGCCGAGCACCUCCAGUCCUGGUCUACUCUCUCGUUACUGCUGUUCCCACCGUCACGAUACUUGUUGGGGAACUGGCUGCCUUCUUCUUCCAACCCACGAGGCAUAAGGAGAAAACCAUCAUCUCGGGCGAGUGCUGUUAUUUCAAUCCCCUUUUGCGCCGCAUGAUCCGCUUCCUGGGGGUGUUAUUCCUUCGGCUCUUCACUACCACCAUCUUUGCCAAUGCAGGCCAAGUGGUGACCGGCAACCAGACGCCACAUUUCCUGUCCGUGUGCCAACCAAACUACACUGUGCUGGGCUGCCAACCACCCCCGGGCACCAUUUACGUCACAGACAAAGCAGCCUGCACUGGCAAUCCUCUCCUGGUCACUGCAGCCUGCAAGGCCUUCCCCUCCAAGGAUGCUGCCCUCAGCGCCUAUGCGGUGGCGUACACUGUGAUGUAUAUCACGCUGGUUUUUCAUCUGAAGGGCUCCCGCUUGGCCAAGCCAUCCCUGUGCCUGGCACUCCUCGGCCCAGCAUUCUUGGUGGGUGUGGUGCGUGUGGCCGAGUACCGGAACCAUUGGUCUGAUGUGCUGGCCGGGUUCCUCACUGGCGGGGCCAUUGCCAUCUUUCUGGUGACAUGUGUGGUCAACAAUUUCCAAAGCCCUGUAUCCUCCGCCAAGAAAGUUUCUUCACCUGAAAAAGCACCCAGUGUUCCAGUCUUAGGAUUGCCCUGUGUUGACAGUUCGCUUAACAAAUUAAGUGUGGCUCAGCAAGUGAGGGACACCCCAGAAGAGUUUUCUACACUACUCUCGAGAGGUCUGGAAAGGCAGCUAGCACGAUCUCUACACUUGGCAGCACCUGGUAGUGCAACAAUGACCCGUCCCUAUGAGUUGCAGUCCUGUGCACAUUUUCAGGGGCAUAAGUCCCACUGAACAAAAUGGAACUUGCUUCUGAAUAAACACGCAUAGGAUUGCGAUGUAAGUUUUUGCUUUCUGUGUUGCUGUGCUGUUCUGCUCACUGGUUUGUGUACACCAGGAUGGACUUUUCCAUUGUUGAAGUCUUUUUAAGUGAGAUGUAUGGUUAAAUGGUAUAAAAAGAGACAAGGAAAUCCUCUCCUGAAUCCGAUAAUUCAGACUCAUCAGCAAAAAGCCUUGCUGUGUAAUGAAAAGUUAAAUACCUUUGACUUACUAGAGAUGGCUUACUAGAGAUCUGCUCUUUUAAAACACACACAUGGAACCAUAAACAUAAAAAGAGGCUAUUUUAAAGUCGGUUGAUAUUUUGAUUUUGCCUAAGAAGUUAAAAUGGGAAAAGUUGACGCUUCCCCCUGUGUGCUGGGACUCAGUUGAAGGCUUUGCUGAAGAAUUCUAAAGCCUGGGUUCCGAUACUCUGUGAAUUUAAUUUUGAUCUGCAGAGCUUGUUCCUGUAUUUCAAGUCCAUUCUGACUUACUCACUCCCUUCUCCCCUCCCUUCCUCUAUUCCAGAAUCACGGGAGCUGUGUUCACAGAGGCCACCUGAUUCUCAACUUUGGUCUCUUCCCCUCCACCCCAGAUGUCCUCAUUCCCUCCCGGUCGGUCACAAGUGAAGUCUGACCUAAGAGAGCAUUCCUGAUACUGGAGCUAGAUCUUGGGGGGGGGGGGGGAGCGAGCUCUAACCUCAUACUCUCAAUUUCCCAUCCUAUUCCUUGGAUUUUCCCAGAAUCAGGUUUGUUAGUUGUCAUAACAUAGUUCUGGUUCUAUGAUGUGAGUGUGCAGCAUAGAUUGAAGGGUGGGGGGGAAUAAGGGUAAAAAUGAAACCACAUCGCUUUUUCAGUUGAUCUGAUGCCAUUCACCAAUUCUGUUACUAACUGAACAUCAUCUCUAAGAAUGAUGAGCUCUUGGGAUUUUGAGCACAGCUUGCUUUGUUAAGGUCUUUGGGAAUUUGGAAUCUUUGGAAUCUGAUAAGGCAUUUUUUACUGCUGAUUCUUUAAGAAAAAGUUAGGUGCCAUUUCCAAAAAAGUAAAAAAUAAAAUAGCUCCAUCUUGGGAAAUAACCCUGUGAGCAUGAAAAAGGCACAUUUGACCAAGAGAGGUUGUUUUGAUGGGAGUUUUAAUAAGAGAAGUUUAAAAUUAAAUUUGCAAAUUAAGGACUUGAAUAA
This is a messenger RNA of Thamnophis elegans (Western terrestrial garter snake), 3437 nucleotides long. RefSeq names its product phospholipid phosphatase related 2 (gene PLPPR2). Gene Ontology annotation, biological process: phospholipid metabolic process; signal transduction; phospholipid dephosphorylation. Lineage: Eukaryota; Metazoa; Chordata; Lepidosauria; Squamata; Natricidae. The transcript is spliced from 10 exons. The record is from RefSeq and is a predicted model, not a curated record. Gene Ontology annotation, molecular function: phosphatidate phosphatase activity. The coding region runs from base 1127 to 2236 and encodes 369 amino acids.